This is a messenger RNA of Nymphalis io (European peacock), 5179 nucleotides long. Its product is annotated as RNA-binding protein 25. Lineage: Eukaryota; Metazoa; Arthropoda; Insecta; Lepidoptera; Nymphalidae. The coding region runs from base 240 to 3200 and encodes 986 amino acids. Gene Ontology annotation, biological process: mRNA processing; regulation of alternative mRNA splicing, via spliceosome. Gene Ontology annotation, cellular component: spliceosomal complex. Gene Ontology annotation, molecular function: mRNA binding. The record is from RefSeq and is a predicted model, not a curated record. The transcript is spliced from 20 exons.
CAUGGCCGAUUUGAUUUGUAAUGUCGAUGUCGGUGAAACUGAAGCGUUAUUUUACUAAAGAUUUUAAUUAUUUAGUGGUUUUAUUUAUAAUAUUAUAAAAAUAAGUUACAUGAUUUAUCAGUGCUACUAGUUAUCUUUUGGUUUAUAUGACUCAAAAAUUUGGAGUGUACGCGUGUUACGUUAUAAAUUGUUGAGAGUUGAUGAGUUUCUGAUUAUUUGCCACUCGGGUUGGAGGUGCGAUGUCUUUUCCACCUCGCCCGCCUAUGGUGCCUUACGGAAUUGCACCCGGUGUGGUCACUAUGCCAAUGGCAACUCACGUAAUGGUCGGAGCGUACGGAGCCGGCGGCGCGGUGCCGGGCGGCGCGCGCUCGGCGCUGCUGCCCGCGCCCGCGCCGCCCGCGCCGCCCGCGCCCGGCGCCAAGCCGCCGCGCGGCACGCAGGCGCGCCCCGCCAACGGCGCCAAAGACGACGGGCCGCCGGUCACGGUGUUCAUAGGCAACAUCUCGAGCCGCGCGCCGGACGCCAUGAUCCGCGCCGUGCUGGGCGCGUGCGGCGCCGUGGUGUCGUGGAAGCGCGUCAGCACGUUCGGCUUCUGCGAGUUCGCCGGGCCCGAGGCCGCGCUGCGCUGCGUGCGCCUGCUGCACGAGCGACCGCUGGCCGACAAGAAGCUGCUGGCGCGCACCGACGGCAAGAUGCAGGCGCUCGUCGACACCUACAAGACGGAGCAGCGCUCGCGGCUGGGCGAGCAGGCGCCGGGUACGGAGGGCGAGGGUUGGCUGGACGCCACGCAGCGCGCGCUGGACGAGGCGGCUGAGCGCCGCCUGGUGCAGCUCUACCGCGACUACCAGGACGACAUCAACAACUACGAGCUGCUGCAGAAGGAGGAGGCGAUCUCGAAGACGGCGCGCGUGCUGGAGGAGGCCGACAUAUCGGAGGAGAAGCGCGACGUCAUCCACCGGGAAAUCGGCAAGUUCCGCGAGAGUAUGAAGGAGGAGGCGGAUGUGGUGGUGCGACGCAAGCGGGACCCUAAGGACGAGAAGUCGGACCGCGAUAAGGACAAGGAGAAGGAGAAGGACAGGGACAAGGAUCGCGACCGCGAGAGGGAGCGCGACAGGGACAGAGACAGAGAGAGGGAUAGGGACAGGGACAGGGAUAGGGAGCGAGAACGUGAGCGGGAGCGGGAGCGUGAGCGUGGAGAGCGGGAGAGAGGCGAGCGGGAAAGAGGAGAACGAGAAAGGGGAGAGCGGGAGCGAGAACGAGAGAAGGAGAGGGAGAGAGAUCGCGAGAGAGACAAAGACGGUAGAACGCGACGCAGGAGUCAUUCGAGAAGCAAGGAUCGGCGCGAAGAGCGAGAAAAGGAGCGAGAGCGGGAACGAGAAGAACGCGACCGAGAGCGGGAGCGGGAGCGUGAGAGGGAGCGGGAGAGGGAGAGGGAACGCGAGAGGGAGAGAGAGCUCCGCGAGCGGGAGAGGGAACGUGAAGCUCGCGAGAGAGAGCGAGAGAGGGAGAGCAGACAAGAAGUAGAUGUAGGCGCGCCACCCCGCAGGACGCCCGCGGGGAACAGACGAGGGAGACAAGAGAAGGAAAGGGAAAGAGAGCGUGAACGCGAUCGUGAACGUUCACGCGAACGAGAACGAGAACGAGACAGAGACAGGGAGCGAGAGCGGGACAGAGAUAGAGAACGCGAGAGGUCGCGUGGUCGCACCGAGGCAGAUGCGCGAAAGGAGAAGGAGAUCGAGGAGGAGGCGAGGGAUAAGAAGAGACUCGAAAAGAAGGCCAGGGAGAAGGAGGCGGCGUAUCAGGAGCGGUUGCGGAACUGGGAGAGUCGCGAGCGACGCAAGGCGAAGGAGUACGAGCGAGAGAGAGAGCGCGAGCGCUGUCGAGAGGAGGAGCGCGAGCGAGAGGCCAAGCGCCUCAAGCAGUUCCUCGAGGACUACGACGACGAGCGGGACGACCACAAGUACUACAAGGGCAAGGAGCUGCAGCGCCGCCUGGGCGCGCGCGUGCGCGAGGCGGAGGGCGACGCCCGCGAGCGCGCGCGCGAGCAGGAGGAGCUGGAGCAGCUGCGCCGGAGCAUCUUCGGCGCGCGAGCGGCCGACGACCCCGCCGCGCACGCCGACUACGAGCGCGCGCGCCGCGAGCGCGACGAGCUGUACCGCCCGCGCCUGCUGGUGGACGCCACGCUGCAGCGCGACCAGCAGCGCGAGCGAGAGCUGCAGCGCGCGCGCCAGCGGGAGGACGCGCGCCGGGAGGCUCGCGAGCGGCUGGCUCGUGAACGCGAGCGAUACUUGCGUGCUCAGGCGUCGCGCGAGCUCCCCACCGAGGCUGAACCCAUCGAUUCGGAUGACAGCGGUGGCGCGGACACGGCCGGUAUGGACGCCGACGAGCUCGGGUCGGGCUCCGCAGAGGCGGAGGCGGAGGCGGAGGCGGAGUCGGGCGGCGGGUCUUUGACACCGCCCGCACCCGACGCGCCCGACGCGCCCGCGCGACGCCGACACCGCCGGCACCGCCGCCGCGCGCCCGACACCCCGCCGCGCCCGCCCGCGCUCAGCGACGGCGGCAGCACACCGCCGCGCCCGCCCUCCGACGAGCGCUACCACAUGCCGGAGGGCGCGAGUGCCGGUAGUUCACCGAUCAGCAUAAGCUUCCGCGCUCGACACAGUCCGUCCCGCAGCAGUCCCGCCGACGGGCACAGAGCCGAGCGACGCGUGCACGCAGCUUUCGUCGACGACGACGAACCCACGCGUAAAGAUAAAAAAGAAAAGAAGAAAAGUGAGAGCAGCGAUCGAGGUGAGAAAGGUGAAAAGAGCGAGAAAGGGGAUAAAGAGAAAGAUAAGGGCGAGAAGGACAGCAAGUGCGCAGAGGAGAAGCGGAAGCACAUCAAAAGCCUCAUCGAUAAAAUUCCCACCCAGAAGGAGCAACUGUUCCAAUACCAGCUCGACACUGACCAGAUCGACAACACUUUGAUGGAGAAGAAGAUCCGUCCUUGGAUCAACAAGAAGAUCAUCGAGUACAUCGGCGAGCCCGAGCCGACGCUCGUGGACUUCAUCUGCAGCAAAGUGCUGGCCGGCUCCGCGCCGCAGGGCAUCCUCGACGACGUGCAGAUGGUGCUGGACGAGGAGGCGGAGGUGUUCGUGGUGAAAAUGUGGCGCCUGCUCAUAUACGAGCUGGAGGCCAAGCGCGCCGGCCUGCACAAGUAGGGAGCGACGCGCGACGGGCUCGGGAAGUGACUCCGAGCUGACGUCUCUACUGUUGCAGCGGGUGCGAGAGAUCGCGUUCGACGACACUAUUAGUUCUCAAGAUAUAUCUUUAUUUUUUGUAAGCAAUAAAUAUAAUUUUGUACCGACCACUUACGUUAUAAAACUGUAAAUCAUAAAAUAACACCACGUUCCACCGAUAUUUUCCUCUUUCAAAACAACGCAACGACGACGUUCCCUUGUUCUCUAAUUUCCAAUAUUUGUCGAUUGUUUUCAUAAUGAUAAUUUAGUCGGAUGUUGAUAAGAAUGGCGUACUUACUAUUUUAUACUAAGCUCGAUACAUUUAGAAUAUCGAUAAAAAUCAGCAUUAUUAAUGUUCGAUCCAGAAAUUGUACAGUUUAAAAUAUUUUAUAAACUAUUGUAUUUGUAAUUCCAACACGCAGUGUUCCUAUAUUCAUAAUCGUUAAAAUGUUCAGAAGGAAUAAGAACGAGUUCCAAACCACUACAGCCUCAACACUUGAAAUAGAUUCUGUGUUCGAAUAAGUAUUGUCUUUGUCUAACGUCGUUUUGUCAAAUCAAUUCGAUUGGGAUCUGACUGGUGAUGGUGAUGGUGAUGAUGACGUGACAUGUACCAAUAGUCGUGGCGAUCUGUUGAACGGUACCAAGAUGGUGUACUACAGCGCCGUCUAGCGUCGACUUACGACAAAGUGGACAGUGUUACCUCCUCCUACAUUAAUUAAUCUUCUAUAUGUGCCAACUUCCGUGGUCAUCGGUCAAACUCUAAGUUUAUAAGCAAAAAGAUAUACUAACAUCUAUUUUUAUAUAUAUUUAGUAGAAAAUUCAAUAUCAACAAUUGUACAGUCAAUUUCACGAGCUAAUUGGUGUGCAUGCAUGUCCUUCGAAUUGUACAAUAUUCCGAAUGCUCAGUGUCGCUAAAUAUUAUAAUUGUAAUCACAAAAAAAGGUGAACUACGGUUAUACUAUAGGCAACACCACCGCGUGUCGGCUGUGGUUAUCAGGCUCGCCCACUGUCAGGUCCUAAUAUGAAUCAUGUUACGUCGCUUGACGAUUUAUUUGGAGAGACGGGCAGUGAUUACUUUUAUAAGCGCUUAAUAUAAGUUUAUAUUAUAUAAUAAAUGCAACAAAUAAAAAAUAGUUUUGUUACAAAGUCAAUAAAUAGCAUGUCGUAUUGAUCCGACGGAGGUCGUUCGCAGUAGAGAGCCGCUAGUGCGACGUACGUCGAGUGAGACGAGAUCAUUCCGUGUUCCGCGAGGGUCCAGUGUGUAAACAAAAUGUAAACAAGGAAUCAAAUUCAUUGUUAUAUUUUUUAUUAAUGAUGACGUAAACAAAUGAAAGCCAUUAUCGAGCUAUAAAUUGAACAUUUUAAUUUGUUUACGGUUAGUAUAAAUUGGAUUGUAAUGACCAGUUAUAAAUGUAUUAAAAAUAUUAUCCGUCUCUUUAUUGUAUACAGUCUAAACAUCAUUCGAUCUUUUCGCCAUAAAUUGACGAUUUAGAUAAUCUUAGCUAAAUGAUUGUAAAUUGUGAGCUACUGUAGCAGAAAUGAUUACGAAACAUGCCUUUAUCACACAAAGCUAUUUGUAUUUUCGGCAUAUUGUUUACAUCUUGUAUUAACUGGAAUGAAACGAGAAAAGUCACAGUUUUUUAUCAGUAAAUGUCGCAGAAAGUUUGCGCUGUAAUAAAGCGAGAGGUAAGAUUUGAAACUUGUUAAUACGAUACACGGAGAUAGUUACGACUUUGUAUAUACUAUGUGAUACUGCAGUGUUGUUGUUUCACACUAACGAAUGCGCAACUUGUUUUGUAAAUUAUUACGAUGUAAUACAACAGUGUGUGCGCGUGUGCGUGUGUGCGUGUGUGAGUGUGUGAGUGAGGAGAUGUAUGCGUGUGUGCCAGACGCCAGUUCGUGUUGAGUCGUAACAAUUACGAGGUAAUACUGUAGCGAGUAAUAAUAUAAUAUUGUCAAUA